CCUUUGCUGUUAUUAUUUCUUCUUUUUUUUUUCCUCUAUUUUUUUUUUCAAAUUAAUAAUGAUUUUUAUGGAUCGUGGCUUCUUGGGCACACAAACUGCACAAGUCGACCGUUUCUUAAGUGCUCUCGUGAGCAGUAUAUUGGCAGUAAAAAACUUUGCUUGAGAAUGGUUUUGUGAAUUUCUUUCUGAAUCAAAAUUACAGAGAGAGAGAGAGAGAGAGAGAGAGAGAGAGAGAAGCAAAGAAGAAGAAGAAGAAGAAGCAUGUUUCACUCACAGUGUCUUCUAUCAGGGAAAGGACCUCUAGGCGCCAUUUGGGUCGCUGCUUAUUUUUCCAAGAAGCUCAAGAAAGCUCAGGUCACUCAGACUGACAUUUCCUCCUCUAUCGAUAAGAUUUUGCAAGAUGCAUUACAUUUCGUCACAUAUAGAGUCUUGGGCUACCUGCUUCUUGGUGUUGUCCGAAUAUACUCCAAAAAAGUUGAGUAUCUUUUCGAUGACUGUCAUAAGGUGCUGAUUCGAAUAAAUGACUUUGUGGUUGGUACGAAAGAAAAUGCAAAUACAGAGACCUUACGUGCGCCUUAUUUUUCUAUUACUCUACCAGAAAGAUUUGAACUUGAUGCUUUUGAUCUGGAGAUCCUUGAAGACACUAGCAUAGGCAAUGUGGUGCCCCGUGAAGAGAUAACACUUAAAGAUGGUACAUCAGAAAAUCUUGUAGUUGGGCAAUACGCUUUAGACAUGUAUUGUUGUGACAAAAUUGCUACUUCUCAGAGUACUUGCUCUGCUAGCUACAAUCUGGUGGAAGAAAUUCUUUCGUCUUGCCUGAUGAACAUUAAUAUGGACUUAGGAACAUCACAUAAUCUUAAUCGCUCAAAGACGAGCAUGGAGAAGCUUCAAGAAAUUAGGUUCUCUGAGGAAGAAUGUAUGGAUCUUGAGAUGUUUUAUGGAAUUGAAGAACCUCAUAAUCCAGUUAAUCCAAAUGCUGAAGAUAAAACUGAUAAAGAGAAGAUAAAGGACCCAAAAAUAUCUGCAUCUGAGGAUGGAAUGCAUGGAGAAGCAAGCAUAGAAAAGUUUCGAGACAGUAGUUUCAAUCAAGAAAGGUUUGGGGGAGAACCUCCUUAUCAUAUUGAACCCUAUAGUCAAGAUCCCAAAAUUGGUCAAGAGCAGAUGAAGGUCUCAGAAUUUGCACCACUGGGCAAUGAAAUGUACCAGAUUGUUAGAGGGGACCAUAAUUCAAACAAUUCACUGGCUGAAGUGGAGAAGCUUCAAGAUUAUACACAUGCUUCUGAGGAGUGCAUGGGCCAUGCUAUGUUUUCUGGUACCGAGGAACCUCAAGAACUAGUUAGACUUGGACCAUUUGAUGAAGAGAAUCAUGAUGAUGGAGAACAAAUGUUCCUUGAAAUGGCAAAUAGAGAAUGUCAGACAAUAAUGGAAGACCGUCCAUUGUCCAUUGCACUUGAUGGGACGCCUAAAUCUAAAGUUCCAGAUUCUUUAGAUGCUACCACACCGCAAUUCAUGGUUAUUCCUACACCAACUACCAAAGAGCGUGCUCGAGUUUCUAGGAAAAGGAAAUGUGUCAUUGAUGAUAUUAUAGUGCUCCCUAAUGAGGUAGUUAGGAAAAGCAUACAUGAUGCCAGCGACUUGGUUUCUAAACGAAGGAAGGUUCCUCAUACUCCACUUGCUGCCUGGAAAGCUUGUGGAAAUAGAAAUAUCUCCCGUUGUUUCUUGGGGCCUUUAGUGCCUUGUAAGUUUGCUAUCGCUAAUGACUUUGUUCUUUGGUUUUUAUUUCUUCUGCAAUCUUUACUAACCAUACUUUCAGUAGUUGUUUCCUUGGAGAUUAGAUCCCUCUUCUGUGAAAAGAAACUAAAGGUUAUAGAAUCUGCUCAAACUGUGGGUCCUCCAGAAAAGUUAGACAUUCCAGAGUCUCUAAAUGUUGGUGGAUCUGAGCAAAUAUCAAUUGCUCCAGAAACACCUGUUCAGCACUCCACAUCAAUGAGAACAUUUAAGAGCCCAGGAAGCCCUGAAGCUCUUGAAUUUGAUGGAGAAAGACAUGCGGCAUUUGAAAUUGUGGAGAAAGAGCAAUCUCUUUGCAGGGAUCCACAAUUUGAUCUUAAUCUAUAUGAGGAGAUAGAUUCAUGUUUAGAAGAUAACCCGGAAAUGCAUGGAUGUUCAGGGAGAACCAGAAUUGUGGCAAGGUAUUUGCAUAGAAGUUUUCUAAACCAAAAGAAACAAAGAGAGAAGGAGGUGGUGAACUUGUUGCCAACUGUGGAAGGAAGAAACAAGAAAGAAAGUGCAAGAUUAUUCUAUGAGAUACUGGUUUUGAAAACAGAAGGGUAUGUGGACGUGAAGCAAGAUGAUAGUUAUGGUGACAUUUUGGUCUGGAAACUUCCCAGAUGGGACCAAAUUUGUGGAGAUGAUGAUCAAUAGAAGCAGUGCACAAUGUUAGGAAACUAACACAUAUGUUAGGAGAGUUUCUCUCUUUUCUUUUUCUUUUCAGAUCUAGUUUGAGGUGUAGUCUCCUUGUACAUGAAGUUUUACUUUUAGGUUCGCUUGUAAACAAGUUUAGUCGUUCUUUGUACAUAAAUUUUGCUCUAAAGUUUACUAAUAACUGAAUAUCUUUCUAUUAAAAGAGAAAGGCUUAAUGAUCUUUCAUUGGAUCGAAAUUUUA
This is a messenger RNA of Ziziphus jujuba (common jujube), 2662 nucleotides long. Its product is annotated as sister chromatid cohesion 1 protein 2. Lineage: Eukaryota; Viridiplantae; Streptophyta; Magnoliopsida; Rosales; Rhamnaceae. Bases 262 to 2421 code for a protein of 719 amino acids. Gene Ontology annotation, molecular function: protein binding; chromatin binding. Gene Ontology annotation, biological process: replication-born double-strand break repair via sister chromatid exchange; synaptonemal complex assembly; mitotic sister chromatid cohesion. Gene Ontology annotation, cellular component: synaptonemal complex; cohesin complex. The record is from RefSeq and is a predicted model, not a curated record. The transcript is spliced from 12 exons.